GGUGCGAACGCGACCAUUUUGCGGGGGGGAUCGUCGAGCAGCAGCGACCGCGGCGGCGGCGGAGGAGCGGUGACCGGGGGCGGGGGGGGCCGCGGCCCACGCAGAGGAGCGGGUGUCUCCCGCGGCGGGGCGCGGGCCGGCGGCGGCAGCGCCCGAGGGAGAAGAGGCGGCUCCGGGAGGCGCGGCCUGAGGCACUGGGCCCAGGGCUCCCGCUCGCUCCGGGGAGGGGACGGGCGACGCCGAGCCCGCACCAGGCGACCGUUUUUUUUUUUCCUCCUUCCCCUGAGCACUGGGCGACGUCCCCAGGGCCGGGCCCGAACCGCUGGGGAAAAUGUCCAGGCCUGUCAGGAACAGGAAGGUGGUUGAUUACUCUCAGUUUCAGGAAUCAGAUGAUGCUGAUGAAGAUUAUGGAAGAGAUUCAGGUCCCCCCUCCAAGAAAAUCCGCUCCUCUCCCCGGGAGGCUAAAAACAAGAGGCGCUCUGGGAAGAAUUCUCAGGAGGACAGUGAGGAUUCAGAAGACAAAGAUGUGAAGACUAAGAAAGAUGAUUCACACUCAGCAGAUGAAGAUUUUGGCAGUGAAGAUGAUGACCUAGGAGCAGAUGAUGGCAAAGCUGACAGUGACUAUGAAAGCUCUCAAAAAAGCAAAAAAGGCAAAAAGGCUAAACCAGAAAAGAACAAGAGAGCAGCUUCCAAGUCCAGGAAAAGGCCUGCAGAGGACAGUGAGGAUGAGAAGGAGGACCACAAAAACGUGCGCCAGCAACGGCAGGCAGCGUCCAAAGCAGCCUCCAAGCAGCGAGAGAUGCUCAUGGAUGAUGUGGGUAGUGAAGAGGAAGAACAGGAGGAUGAUGAGGCACAGUUCCAGGAGAAUUCAGGAAGUGAUGAAGACUUCCUCAUGGAAGAUGAUGAUGACAGUGACUAUGGCAGUUCAAAAAAGAAGAACAAAAAAGUCUCCAAGAAAUCCAAGCCAGAGAGGAAAGAAAAGAAAAUGCCCAAGCCCAGGCUAAAGGCUACAGUGACCCCCAGCCCAGUGAAAGGCAAAGGGAAGGCAGGUCGCCCCACAGCUUCCAAGGCAACAAAAGAGAAAACCCCAUCCCCCAAAGAAGAGGAUGAAGAGCCUGAAAGUCCCCCAGAGAAGAAAAAAUCAGCCAGCCCUCCUCCAGAGAAGUCAGGAGAUGAGGGAUCUGAAGACGAAGCCCCCUCUGGUGAAGAUUAAAGGGCAGUUGAAGUCGGG
Dryobates pubescens (Downy woodpecker) is the source of this 1231-nucleotide messenger RNA. RefSeq names its product nuclear casein kinase and cyclin dependent kinase substrate 1 (gene NUCKS1). Gene Ontology annotation, cellular component: cytoplasm. Gene Ontology annotation, molecular function: single-stranded DNA binding; double-stranded DNA binding. The transcript is spliced from 8 exons. The coding region runs from base 332 to 1213 and encodes 293 amino acids. Gene Ontology annotation, biological process: double-strand break repair via homologous recombination; interstrand cross-link repair. Lineage: Eukaryota; Metazoa; Chordata; Aves; Piciformes; Picidae. The record is from RefSeq and is a predicted model, not a curated record.